AUGUCUAGUCAUUACUACUCCCUAUCUACUUUCUCUUUUCCCACCUCCUCCUCUCUCUUACUUGUCUUUUCACUAUCCUUUUUACUCUUUCUUUCUCCCCCCCCCGUUUUUCUUUUCUUUACUCCUGCCUGGCUUUUAAAAUUGCGAGCUAGAUUUGCAAAUGUGAUGCAGAAACUUCCAUCCGAUAUGAUGGACGAAAUUUCUGAUGUCCUCUCUGAUUUGUGCGAACACAAACCGUACAAUCACUUAAAGGAAGCGAUCCUCAAGCGUACUGGGCGUUCCGAGGAGGACAUGAUUCAAGAGAUCCUACGAAACGUUACCAGAGGUGACAAGACGCUUACCCAACUUCUCAGUUUCACCACGGCGUUAACGCAGUUCACACCCCCGACACAGCAAAGCCCGAACGCUACGAGCGGAGUGAGACAGAACGGGCGUUGGCGGACCUGCAAAGACAAAUACGAGAAAUCCAGAUCUCCCUGCACCCACGAACAAGGAAACCGACCCCGUCUCGACAACAUCGAAGAACCCCCAGUCGAGAACGGCGAAGCGACCAGGGCAUUUGUUGGUUUCCUCGCACAUUUGGCGAUGGAGCCAGGAACUGCAGACCUCCCUGUACACACCCGUCGGCUCGGGGAAACGAGUAAACCGGAGGGUGGCGACGACUAA
This is a messenger RNA of Acanthosepion pharaonis, 666 nucleotides long. The record is from the annotation of a GenBank genome assembly. Lineage: Eukaryota; Metazoa; Mollusca; Cephalopoda; Sepiida; Sepiidae.